ACUGGAGAGAAACCAUACAGCUGUGACCAAUGUGAGAAAACAUUUUUGCGCUGCAGUGCCCUCAAAGCCCAUCAACGCAUUCACACUGAAGGGGAACUGUCCAGUUUUUUCCAAAGUGGGAAGGAUUUCACAGAGUCAGGGACCUCAAAAAAACAAGACAUUGACACAGCAGAGAAACUGUUUAGCUGUGAUCAAUGUGUUAAAGCUUUCACCACUCUACGUAUCUUAAAAUGUCACCAUUGUGUUCACACUGCAGAGAAGUUGCACUGCUGUUACCAAUGUGGGAAAACUUUUUCGCAACGCAUGUCCCUUGAAAUUCACCAAAGAAUUCACACUGGAGAGAAACCGUACAGCUGUGAUCAAUGUGGCAAAGCUUUCAAAUGGUCAAGUAACUUGAAAGACCAUCAACGCAGUCACAGAGGAGAGAAACCAUACAGCUGUGAUCAAUGUGGCAAAACUUUCACACAGUUAAGUAACUUGAAAACCCAUCAACGCAGACACACAGGAGAGAAGCCAUACAGCUGUGAUCAGUGCAAUAAAGCAUUCACACAGUUAGGUAACUUGAAAGCCCAUCAACGCAGUCACACAGGAGAGAAACCAUACAGCUGUGAUCAAUGUGGCAAAACUUUCACACAUUUAAGUAACUUGAAAUCUCAUCAACGCAGUCACACUGGAGAGAAGCCAUAUGGGUGCGACCAAUGUGGGAAAAAGUUUUCCCAAAUCAGAACCUUAAUAUCUCACAAAAGUAUUCACACUGGUGCGAAACGAUACAGGUGUGAUCAAUGUGGCAAAGCCUUUGCACUGUCAGCGACCUUAAAAUGCCACCAACGUAUUCACACAGGAGAGAAACCGUACAGCUGUGAUCAAUGUGGCAAAGCCUUUGCACAGUUAGGGGCCUUAAAAAGCCACAAACGUAUUCACACAGGAGAAAAAUUGUACAGCUGUGAUCAAUGUGGCAAAGCCUUUGUACAGUCAGCGACCUUAAAAAGCCACCAACGUAGUCACACAGGAGAGAAACCGUACAGCUGUGAUCAAUGUGGCAAAGCCUUUGCACUGUCAUGGGCCUUAAAAAGCCACCAACGUAUUCACACAGGAGAGAAACCGUACUGGUGUGAUCAAUGUGGAAGAUUAUUUGCCUGGUGCACUCAAUUGAGAACCCACCAAUGCCGGCAUGCAGGAGAGAACCCAUACAGCUGUGACUAGUGUGAGAAAGCUUUUAUUGAAUGGUAUGACCUAAAAAUCCACCAACAUGUUCACACCAGAGAGAACCUGUCCUGAUGUGACCGAUGUUGGUAGUGACAUUAAAGCCCACAAAUGUGUUUACCCUGCAUUGUUUUGGACAUUUUCAGGGCCAGGCAAACAUCUUCCUACUGCUUCCUCCCCAUGCCCUGAUAGCUGUGUUGAUAUCUUACUUUUGUCAUUGAUUAUUUUAUCUGUUUUUUUUAUUUCAACUGUAACCCUAUGUUGGGCCACCAGAUUCCUCCCUGUAGGACUCCCAUGUGUGAGAGCUGAACACAAACUUUUCAAAAUCAAUCAUGCAACUGUCCGGGGCAAUGUUGCGGCUCACAGUGCACCCGACCCUGAAGCGUAUCUCUGCGACUGGUGAGCCCACAGGAUGGUGACUCCAUGUUGAUCUUUGGGACUGUGCCCCACCGAGCCCCAUGAGUCAAGUCCAUGUAUAUAUAUAUAUAGGCUGAUUGACUGAAUAAGUAUGUGAAAACUGAUAUUGUUGCCUCUUACCAUGGCUGUGAUCAAAGUAUUUGCAUCAGCCUGAGACCUCUAUCACAGACAGGCUCUGCAAUCUCAGACGCUGACUCAACAUGCUGAAUGAAAUGUUUAGUGACUUGACUGAGUUUUGGUCCCAUGUGCAGCUUCCCUGUCUAGCCUGCCUCCAGAAGGGGGCUGUUUCUGUUGUCAUGGCGAGGUGCUGCAGGUCUGAUCCAUCAGGGUCUGUUGACUCACUGUUAGUCUGGCCCCUCCCCUUGGACCACUUUGCCUCUCAAGACCCGACCAGGAGCAACGGCUGGGACACCACAGCUCCCAGUAUCACAGGGACAUGAAAACUCCUCCACAGUGUUCAGGUUUCCAGCUCAGACUGUUUGGUCCUGUUGAUGACAUCAGGACACCAAAGUCUUCUGAGCUCUGAGCAUCAUCAACAACUUAAAUAUCAGAUUAAUAUGAUGUAUGUUAUCAUGUGUAACAUAUUUAAUGUCUUAUCCAGUGAGUUGCAUGUGUCCUGUGUUUGUCCACAUGUAGAAGACAGCUGAGUUUUUCUUCCUGAGCAGGGCGGAGCUCUUCUUCUUUUUGACUCUUGUUGGAGGUACAGAGACAGAAGAUGAGUUGAAGCCUGUUUGUUUCUGUGUGGAGGAUUGUAAUGUUCAUAUCAUCAGAUGAGUUCAGCCUUUAAUAAAAAUAGUUUGUAGACUC
Epinephelus lanceolatus (giant grouper) is the source of this 2427-nucleotide messenger RNA. The record is from RefSeq and is a predicted model, not a curated record. Lineage: Eukaryota; Metazoa; Chordata; Actinopteri; Perciformes; Serranidae.